CCUAUAGAUUUGGUGUACGAAUAUGCUCGACGGUACAGUGCAGCAAUGGAAGGGCGAUGAUGGAAAUUUUAGUGGUGAGCUCUACGCAUGGAAGAAAAUUAAAGUUGAGCGAUAUCUUGACUUAUGCGUACAUAUUCGUGAAUUUGAUAUUUUGCCUUUUAAUUUCCGUUGAGCCUGCUGCAUUAACGUCAUUUUCUUGUCACGACGUGCAAUGCGUUCACGGAGUUUGCAAAGAAGGCCGUUGCGUUUGUGACCAAGGGUGGCAAGGAAUUGGAUGUCAGCGGUGUGGUGGUAGAGUAAGGUUAACUAAGCCUUCUGGUUUUAUAAUCGAUGGCACAGGUAACUAUAGUGUGGACAUGCAGUGCACUUGGCUUAUUGAGAGUGGUGCACCUAACAGCACAAUCAGAUUGGAGGUAGCACACUUUGAAACUGAAUGUAGUUGGGAUCAUCUGUAUAUUUUUGAUGGUGAUUCCGUAUUUUCUCGUUUGCUAGCAGCUUAUAGUGGCGUAUUAGUAAGAUAUGGUACACCUUCAGAUCGACUAUCUGAAAUUGUGGCCACAUCUGGUAGUGCAUAUAUUUACUUUUAUAGUGACGCUGCAUAUAAUAUGAGUGGUGUGAAUAUUACGUAUAGCAUAAACAGUUGUCCUAAGAAUUGUUCAGGUCGUGGUCCAUGUGUUGAUGGCUUUUGUACAUGCUGGGCCAGUUGGACAGGGGAGGCAUGCGAUGUUCCCAUUUGUCCUCAUAAUUGUCAAAACAAUGGUUAUUGUGAUCCUGAGCACCACAAGUGUAUUUGUAAACCAGCCUACACUGGGUUUGACUGUAGUUUUCGAAUUGAUGAGGGCUGGUGGGCAGAAGAGCCUGCAAAAGUCAAGAUUCAAGGAAGAGCUUUGCAUGAAGCAGUUGUUAUUGGUGAUGAAAUGUGGGUUAUUGGAGGAGAAAACUUUCAUCACGCUAGCUUUCAAAACAUGAUAAGGUAUAAUUUUGUUAGAAAAACAUGGAAAAUUGUGUCAAAUAACUCUUCACUUGAGCCUUUAUCAAGGUAUUGUCAUUCUGUUGUUGCUUAUGAGGGUAAUUUAUAUAUGUAUGGUGGUAUGUUGUAUAAUGGAACUGUUCUUAAUGAGUUAUGGCUAUACAACACAUCGGAGCGUUCUUGGCAUUCGUUAUCUAAAUUAACAACAGAUCAGAAUUGUCAUUCAGAGCCAUGCAGUCCAUUAGCUUCCAUGGGGCAUACAGCAACUGUAGUUGGAAACUACAUGAUUGUGAUUUUUGGUCAUAACCCUGUGUACGGCUAUCUUAAUACUGUUCAACAAUAUCAUUUUGGUUCUAAUCACUGGGAGUUAGUGUCAACAAAGGGAGCCAUAGUGAAAGGUGGUUAUGGUCACACGAGUGUGUAUGACCGCGGAACACAAAGAAUAUAUGUAUAUGGUGGUUAUCAUUCAUAUGGAGCUGAAGCUGCCCUUGUUGAUUUCCUUUAUGAAUAUAAUUCAUGGGAAUAUACAUGGGUUCUUUUGACUCCUAGUCAGUCACAUCGAUAUUUGCAUAGCAGUGUGAUUUUGAAUGGUAUGAUGCUUGUAUUUGGAGGAAAUACACAUAAUGGUACCUCCUAUAGCAAUGGUGGCCAGUGUUUUUCUGCUGAUUUCCAGGCUUAUGAUAUAGCAUGUGAUACCUGGCACACAAUGAAUUUUCCUUCUAUUCAUAAUCAAAAUAUUGCCAGAUUUGGUCAUACAGCUGUGGUUUAUAAUGGAUCAAUGUAUGUGUUUGGUGGAUUUAAUGGACAGAUGUUAAGUGAUAUACAAAAAUUGACUCCAGGUUCCUGUGAAAAAAAUGCCAACAGUGGAGCUUGUGAGAAAGCUGCACCUGGAAUUAAAUGUGUAUGGAAUUUUGAAAAGAAAAUAUGCCAACCGUUUUCUGUAACUUCAAAAGUAGCAUCAUAUCACACAUGUUCUAAAAGAGGAGCAAAUGUUACAUCCUUGUGUGGUCGGUUAACUUCAUGUCCAAGUUGCUUGGAAAAUACAUAUGGAUGUGUGUGGUGUGGUUCAUCUUGCUCUCAUGGUCGAUGUGGGAAUAAAAUAAAGGAGACAAGCAUGCUUGAAAGAUGUGAAGUUGCAGAAAGUAGUAACUGUGAUAAAUUACAUAACUGUCAUGCGUGCCAUACUGAAUAUCAUUGUGGUUGGCAAACAGAUGAAAAGUGUUACACAUUUGUUCGUGAAUCAAGUAAUGGUACAGAAAAAGCAAUUCUGACUGAUGAUUACAGAGUGAAAUGUGAAAUCCCAUGCAGCAGUAGAUACACUUGUGAAAAUUGUACUCAAGGCCCUUGCAUGUGGUGCAGUAGUCAGCAGAUGUGUAUUGAAUCAAAUGCAUAUGCUGCUGUUUUCCCCGUUGCCCAGUGUAUGGAAUGGACAACUCAGAUGACAAAAUGUCGUGGCCUGAAUUGCCGUGACAUUCAAACUUGUGAUCAGUGCCAGAAAAAUCCUCGCUGUGGCUGGUGUGAUGAUGGUAGUGGUACAGGUUUAGGAGUGUGUUUGGAAGGCUCUGCAUCAGGCCCAGUUGUGCUAAAUACUGCUGUGUAUUCUUUAAAUAACACAAUUUGUCCUGCUUCCCAGUGGUAUUUUACAUCUUGUCCUGCCUGCCAGUGUAAUGGACAUAGCACUUGUGUUAAUGGCACUGAUAAAUGUAUUAUGCCAUGCCAGCAUCUUACAGAAGGUAUGCUGAUUUCUUAACAUUUACGGUUUAGUUAUAAACAUUAUUUUUUAACUAUGCUAAAUUCAAAUAAUAGUUUGGCAACAAAAUCAUCAAACCACAAAACUGGAAUUCUGUUUAUUGUUAGGAAUGGGUGCAUGUAAUCAUCAAUGGAUUUUAGAGAGUGAAUUCUUAAAAGUUAUUUUCUUUGAAAAUCUUCUAGAUGCAGAAUCAUACUUUUUGCAUUAAAAUUAAAAAAAAAAAAAAAAAAAAUAAAAAUAAAAAAAAAUAAAAAAGGUGUAUUUUAUCUUACUUGACUAACUCUUGUAAAGAAUUCAUUGGCAAUUUCGUUUAUGUACAUCUUCCAGGGAGAAUUUUAAUAUUUUUCUACAAAUAUAUUUAGUUGAAUGAUUAAGUUUUUCUAUCCUUAUUUAGUAAAUAAGCAAUGUGCAAAAUCAUUUCAGUAUACAUGUGAAACGUUUAUCUGUAUAUCUAUAUGUAUAUCUGAUCUUAUUUCACUUAAU
Messenger RNA from Stegodyphus dumicola, 3203 nucleotides. RefSeq names its product attractin-like protein dsd (gene dsd). Gene Ontology annotation, molecular function: protein binding. The record is from RefSeq and is a predicted model, not a curated record. NCBI's taxonomy places the organism in Eukaryota, Metazoa, Arthropoda, Arachnida, Araneae, Eresidae. Gene Ontology annotation, cellular component: Golgi apparatus.